AUGGCGGCACAAUCCAAACUCCUCCCCCCAGGCCGGAGCGUCAAACAGCUGCUCUCGCAAUUGACCUCCCUGUACCUCCAACACCGCACCAAGAUCUCGCGGACCGUGUACAUCACCCUCGUCGUCGCCCUCAUCCAUCGCAUCCACAAUGCCAUCUCCGAACAGAAAGCCGCCGCGCGACGACAAGCCGAGAUCCAACGCGACCGGGCCCGUCAAGCGGCGCAGCAGGGCAGCGGCCUCGACGCAGACAAUAACAGUUCGUUACAGAAGCCCGACGAUGGCAAGAAACCCAAGCGCGUCGAGAUCAACCGCGAAUUCUUCCGCUCUCUGGCCCGGCUCCUCCGCAUCGUCAUCCCCUCGUGGCGCUCCAAGGAACUGCGCCUCCUGAUCUCGCACACCGUCUUCCUCGUCCUCCGCACGCUGCUCUCCCUAUACGUCGCCGAGCUGGACGGCAAGGUCGUGUCGGCGCUCGUGCGCGGUCGCGGGCGGGACUUCAUCCUGGGUCUGGUGUGGUGGAUGCUGGUCGCCGUCCCCGCCACGUUCACCAACUCGAUGCUCCAGUACCAUCAGACGCGGCUGGCGUUGGCAUACCGCACCCGCCUGACCAAGCACCUGCACGAGAAGUACCUGGAUAACAUGACGUUUUACACACUCUCGGCGCUGGACGACCGCGUCAAGAACGCAGAUCAGUUGAUCACGGUGGACGUGGCGCGGUUCGCCAACUCGCUGGCGGAACUGUAUGGGAAUCUGGCGAAACCGGUGCUCGACAUGGUCAUCUACAAUUACAGCCUGAGCAAGUCCGUGGGUGGGGAGGGUUUGUUCGCCAUGGCCCUGCUGGUGCAGGUUUCCGCGAACGUGAUGCGCGCGCUGACGCCGCCGUUUGGCAAGUACGUCGCCGACGAGGCCCGGCUGGAGGGCGAGUUCCGGUUUCAACAUACCCGGCUGAUUGACUAUUCUGAGGAGAUUGCCCUGUACGCCGGGCACGAGGCCGAGAAAGAUACCCUGGACAAGGGCUACUUCACGUUGAUCAAGCAUGUGAAUCGCAUUUUGCGACGGCGGUUCUACCAUGGCUUCAUGGAGGAUUUCGUGAUCAAGUACUUUUGGGGUGCGCUGGGGCUGGUGCUAUGCAGUUUGCCGGUCUUUUUCCAAAUCCCGGGACAGGAGCAGCAAGGGCAAGAGUCAGGCCGUCUGAGAGGCGACCACACAGAGAGUUUCGUCACGAACCGGCGGAUGUUGUUGAGCAGCUCCGACGCCUUUGGUCGGCUGAUGUUCAGUUACAAGGAGAUCACCGAAUUGGCGGGGUAUACGUCGCGGGUAGCUUCCUUGCUGGACGUCAUGGACGAGGUCUCGAAGGGCCACUUUGAGAAGAACCUCGUGAGUUCGGCGAGCACGGAAGAGAACGCGGCGGUGCUGCGUGGGAGAGGCACGAUUGAAGAGAGCGAGAAUAUCGAGUUCACGGACGUGCCGAUCGUGUCGCCGAACGGGGACGUGCUGGUCCGGAAGCUGAGCUUCGCCAUCAAACCCGGCGAUCAUUUACUGAUCGUCGGACCCAACGGAUGCGGCAAAUCCUCGCUCUUCCGCAUCCUCGGUGGCCUGUGGCCCGUCUAUGGUGGCAGCGUCAAGAAACCGUCCUUCGAAGACAUCUUUUACAUCCCGCAACGACCGUAUCUCAGCCGCGGCACGCUACGCGACCAGAUCAUCUAUCCGGACACGCUGUACGAGUUCCGCGCCAAGAACGGCUCCGAGGACCGACUCAGGCAGAUCCUCGAGAUUUUGGAGAUAGAAUCCGUGCUUCAACGGCCUGGAGGGUGGGAUGCCGUCGAAGAAUGGCGCGACGUCUUUUCGGGGGGCCUGCAGCAGCGCAUCGCCAUGGCGAGGCUGUUCUACCAUCAGCCCAAAUAUGCCAUUCUCGACGAGUGUACCAGCUCGGUGACGCUCGAGAUGGAACGGAAAAUGUACGAGACGGCCAAAGGGCUGGGCACGACAUUGAUGACCGUGAGUCAUCGGAGGAGCUUGUGGAAGUAUCACAGUAUGAUUUUGCAGUUCGACGGCCAGGGCGGUUACGUCUUUUGUCCGCUAGACGCCGAGAGACGGAUCAAAUUGGAAGACGAGAAGGAGGAGCUCGAGACCUUGCUGAGAGGCGUCGACGGGUGGAAGGCCCGGCUGGACGAGCUGCAGCAGGGUUGA
Messenger RNA from Cladophialophora yegresii CBS 114405, 2187 nucleotides. RefSeq names its product ATP-binding cassette, subfamily D (ALD), member 2. Gene Ontology annotation, cellular component: peroxisomal membrane. Bases 1 to 2187 code for a protein of 728 amino acids. Lineage: Eukaryota; Fungi; Ascomycota; Eurotiomycetes; Chaetothyriales; Herpotrichiellaceae. Gene Ontology annotation, molecular function: ATP hydrolysis activity; ATP binding; ABC-type transporter activity. The transcript has a single exon. Gene Ontology annotation, biological process: peroxisome organization; fatty acid beta-oxidation; long-chain fatty acid import into peroxisome. The record is from RefSeq and is a predicted model, not a curated record.